Messenger RNA from Rotaria sordida, 237 nucleotides. The record is from the annotation of a GenBank genome assembly. Lineage: Eukaryota; Metazoa; Rotifera; Eurotatoria; Philodinida; Philodinidae.
AUGAGUGUAAACAAAAGUGAAACACAUGUAAAUGGAAUUGACACAGUAGAAAAUGAAGUUGUGAAUACUUCUGAAACCCGUAAUAUACAAGAUUCAUCAUCAAUUAUUAUUAAUGAACAAUUUCAUCAACAUCCUAUUUUUAAAAAAUAUCUUCCAAAAAAAUUAUGUGAAAUAUUAGAAGUUUGGUUUUUAGAUGGUACAUUAAAUGAAGAUCAAAAAGAAAUCUUUCGAAUUUGU